AUGGAGCCUCGGCUGGGGCGACCUCUGUCAGGCUCACGCAAGGGCCGCCGGCGUCGUGGCGGCUCGCGCAAGUCGUCGUCGUCGUCAAAGGCAGAGGCCGAGAGUCGCAACAAUGUGGAGAUUGGCCCGCCAGAGCUGCUCGAGGGCAAGCCGUCAUCGACGUCUACCACCACCGCCAUCGAUGCCAAUGACCCGACGCCCACUCCAAAGCCCGAUGUCGUCUCACCAGACGAUCCGAUGCUUGCUGGCGUGCCCAAGUCGCUGCGGGAGACGCUCAUGCCGUUCCAGCGCAUCGGCGUCAAGUUUGGCAUCCAACUUGGCGGGAGAGUGCUUAUCGCCGACGAGAUGGGCCUCGGCAAGACAAUUCAGGCCAUCGCACUCUCGACCAACUACGCCGGCGACUGGCCGGUCCUCGUCGUCGCGCCGUCGUCGAUGCGCUUUGCAUGGGCCGACGAGGUCGAAAAGUGGGUCCCCGGCCUCACUUCAGACCGCAUCCACGUUAUCAAGUCUGGCAAAGAUCUUGCUGGCGUGGCAAGCGCAGACUUUGUCAUCACCACCUACGGCCUGCUUCUGCAGGACAAGCUAGCCGCCGCCAUCCAUGCCCGCAAGUUCGGCGUCGUCAUCGUCGACGAGUCGCACAUGAUCAAGUCACGGACCGCCAAGCGGACCAAGGCCCUGCUGCCCAUUGCACAGGCCGCCGCCCGCUGCAUCCUGCUCUCCGGCACGCCCUCGCUCGCACGCCCCGAAGAGCUCUACACUCAAGUCUCUGCCAUCCGCCCGGGCAUGUUCGGCUCGUUCUACACAUACGCCCACCGCUACUGCGCCGCCCGCCGCGGCCGCUGGGGCCUCGACACCAAGGGCGCAUCCAACCUCGACGAGCUCCACACCCGCCUCUCCAAGGUCAUGAUCCGCCGCCUCAAGUCGUCGGUCCUCACAGAGCUCCCCGCCAAGCGCCGCACCCGCAUCGCCAUUCCCAUCCCGGCCGCCGCAAAGGCCAAGCUGGCCAAGCUCGAGAAGCUGCUCAACGACGCUGCACCCAACUGGGGUGGCUCCGGCGACGCCGCCGCGCCGGGCCCACCGGGCGCAGGACCCGAGGGCCUCUCCUUUGACUCGCGUCGCGUCUUUAUGGACAUGUACAAGCUCACCGGUGACGCCAAGAUCGAGGGCACUGUUGCCUUUCUCACCGAGUCCAUCCCUCCCUCGACAAAGGUCCUUGUCUUUGCGCACCACCUCGCCGUCCUCGAUGGCAUCGAGCGGUUCUGCGUCAAGGACAAGCGCAAGUACAUCCGCAUCGACGGCGCCACCCCGCCGUCCGAGCGCCACCGCCAGGUCCAGGCCUUCCAGGCCGAUCCGACCAUCACCGUCGCCGUCCUCUCCAUCACCGCCGCUUCGACAGGCAUCACCCUCACGGCCGCCUCGACUGUCGUCUUUGCAGAGCUCUCGUGGACUCCAGGCAUCAUGGAGCAGGCCGAGGACCGCGCGCACCGCAUCGGCCAGCCAUCGUCCGUCUCUUGCUACUACCUCAUCGCCAAAGGCACUUUAGACCCGCGCAUGUGGCGCAUGCUGUCCCGCAAAGUCCGCGUCGUCUCCGCUGCCCUCGAUGGCGCCGCUGCCUCGCUCUCUGUCCCGGCCUCGGUCCGCGUCAAGGUCUCCAUGCCCAAGCCCGAGGCGGGUGGAAGCGAUGGCGACAACGCCACCAUUGACGCCGCUGGCUCUAUCCCACUCCCGCCCUCAUCCGCCGCCCUCCACUCUUCCCACGACCUCCGGUUCAUGUUCCAGCGCUUGGCGGCGCCUCAGCCGGCCCCACAGACAGCCCCCGCUGGCCCUACCGUCAUCGACCUCGCCUCGUCGUCGGCCUCGUCGUCAACGCUUGAGCUCGCCCUACCGCCGCCAUCUGCCGGCCGGACAUCCCCAUCCGCCGCCACCACCGCCGCCGCCUCGUCAGCCUCCUCGGCCUAUACAUUUGCUUCGUCGUCCUCCACCGCUUCCUGUUCCGACUCGGAAGCGGGCUUCCUGGAACGGUCCGGCCCGGCACCGCCGCGACCCAUCAAGGUCCGCCUACCCAAGCCACCGCCUCCCCCGCUGCCUCCGGCACCCUCGACAUUUUACUUUUCUAUCUCACCGCACACCGGCCGCAUCCAGGUCCUCGACGGUCUCAAGAUCGCGCUCGGCGUCUCGCUCUUGCCCACCGCCUCUCUCACUGAGGUCAGCGCCCUGCUAAGCAACAACUCGCCGGCUGCGACCGAGACCCACGCCUUUCUCGCCCGAUGGGCCACGCUCCGCCCGAUCGAGCAGGCAGCUCUCGCCGGCCAAAUAAUCCAGGAUCCGAUUGCUGCCGCAGCUGCUGCCGCCGCCGCAGCAGCACCGACUGGCACCACCGACCGCUGGACCUCAACGACGGCCCCGGCGUCAUCCCCCUCCCCUCCUGAACCGACACUCCUGGACGCAUUUGUUACGCGCUCGCCUGCAGCACCGCCGGCACCUACGCCUCUGCCCGCGCCCGCGCCCACCUCCGCGCCCACCUCCGCGCCCACAGCAGCUCCGGUCGAUCCCAAUCGCUGCGCCUUUUGCGAGACCGAGCGCAAGCUGCCCGACGCCGCCUUCUGCUCGACAAAGUGUCAGCGCGAGAUGCAGGUUCGUGCGAGCUCCACCGCCGUCCGACAGCAGCUGUUCGAGCUCGAGCACGGGGUGUGCGUCAAGUGCGGCGUCGAUGCGCACAAGGUCUACGCCGCCACCAAGGUCCUGCACCCGCACGAUCGCGCCGCCCACAUCCAGGCCUCGCCCUUUGCCAACUGUUCACUGGCAAUGCGGCAGCGAAUGGUCAACGAGCCGUCACCAGGCUUGUUUUGGCAGGCCGACCACAUCGUGCCCGUGGUCGAGGGCGGCGGCCAGUGCUCGCUCUUCAACUACCGCACACUCUGCACUCCAUGCCACGCCGCCGAGACGUCAGUGCUGCGCGACCGCCUCCGCCGUGCCCAGAUGGCAGUAGCCUCGGCCGGCACGGCCGACAUCCGCCACGCCUUUGCUGCUGAGCCUGCCGCGCCAAAGCGCCCACGCGAGCAGCCAGCCUCGUCGCCGUGCCUCCAGGGCAUCGACGCCUUUGCUCGGCCUAGCAAGCGCCGCCGCCCGCUCGUGGUCAUCGACCUCGACUAA
This is a messenger RNA of Thecamonas trahens ATCC 50062, 3153 nucleotides long. RefSeq names its product zinc finger Ran-binding domain-containing protein 3. Gene Ontology annotation, molecular function: ATP-dependent chromatin remodeler activity; nucleic acid binding; ATP binding. NCBI's taxonomy places the organism in Eukaryota, Apusomonadida, Apusomonadidae. Gene Ontology annotation, biological process: DNA repair; replication fork processing. The record is from RefSeq and is a predicted model, not a curated record. The transcript has 2 exons. Gene Ontology annotation, cellular component: nuclear replication fork. The coding region runs from base 1 to 3153 and encodes 1050 amino acids.